This is a messenger RNA of Prunus persica (peach), 1763 nucleotides long. Its product is annotated as protein-S-isoprenylcysteine O-methyltransferase A. The coding region runs from base 793 to 1521 and encodes 242 amino acids. Gene Ontology annotation, cellular component: endoplasmic reticulum; membrane. Gene Ontology annotation, biological process: C-terminal protein methylation. The record is from RefSeq and is a predicted model, not a curated record. Gene Ontology annotation, molecular function: protein C-terminal S-isoprenylcysteine carboxyl O-methyltransferase activity. The transcript has 4 exons. Lineage: Eukaryota; Viridiplantae; Streptophyta; Magnoliopsida; Rosales; Rosaceae.
UUUUAACUUGAAAGAAUAGAAAUUGCUUUCAUCUUCUUCUUCUCUUGAGUCGAAAGAUUACUACAUUUCAAGCCCUGAACUCGUUCAGAAGACCAGCUUUCAUACCUGUAAGCUGUACCCUCCCUAUGAUGCGUAUACGAAUACUUUGGUUCAAGGCCCCAACGAGCUUCAGUGUCUAAUUUAAUAAGUUGAGUUCAAGGCCCCAACGAGUCACAAUAUUGGGAUUAAAUUGUCGCUUCAGUGUCUAAUUUAAUAAGUUCAGUCUCAGCAUUCGAAACAAUGACCGAGUUACUUAUUCAGUUUAGUUAAUUUAACCCUCCCAAAUUAGAGUAAGAAUCUGCUUAACAUUGAAGCUUAGGUCUCUGACCACGAUUAUUGACAUUGAGGAGCAGGUGAGGCGAGGACCUGCUUUCAAAAGAAAGCAUGUGGAGGGUUUAAUGAAUUCUUUUAAUGCCAAAAUUGCCCUAUUUUAUUUUCUUUAAUGACGACGCUUGUCCCUCCGGUUACACGAUCACUCCUGUUCUCUCAUUUCUUUUGUCUUCGUAUUUUCUCAACCUCCGCCGUCGUCACCAGACUCACCACUCAACUGCCAGCCUUCUGCCUUCCGGCCAGAUCUCCCGCUCCGGCCAUCGCUCUGCUUUUCGUUCAUCUGUCGCUGCCUUCGAACACCAAAAACAAAGAGGCGAAAAUUCCCCCUUCCGCUGCUCACCCACUUGACGGAGGCCGGAGCUAAACAACACCAGGGUAAUUCAGAAUGCAAAAAGAAUAAUUUCAAUCAAUCGACAUCAGAAUAUGUCAUUCUUGAAGCAUGUUUGGGGUGAUGUUGAGAGACAAUUUUGUGCUUCAAUAUCACAUAGUGGUUUAACUUUUCCAGGGCUCCUUACAGUACACCAGAGCCAAAGAUUGAUCCGCUCUAUUGUAACAAGCAUGGCAGUAGUCUUCAGUUACACAGCCUGCAGACAGCUGUCACAGAUGUUCGCGGCGAUAAUCUUUUUUCACGGUUCUGAAUACAUUUUAGCAGUUGGCAUUCACGGGAAAUCAAAUGUCACUCUGAAAUCUCUUCUGAUCAGCAAAAACUAUCUGGUUGCAAUGAUUUUUUCCUUGCUGGAGUACUUAAUAGAAUAUAUUUUGUUCCCUGGUAUGAAGGAACACUGGUGGGUCAGCAACUGGGGCCUUGGAAUGCUUAUAAUAGGGGAAAUCAUUCGGAAGAUGGCAAUAAUUACAGCUGGUCGGUCCUUCACACAUCUCAUCAGGGUUCAUCACUCAGAGCAUCACCAAUUGAUUACAAAUGGAAUUUAUAGAGUUGUUCGGCAUCCUGGUUACUGUGGUUUCUUCAUAUGGUCAGUGGGCACUCAGAUAAUGCUUUGUAAUCCCAUAUCAACAAUUGCAUUUGCACUUGUAGUUUGGCGCUUCUUUGCGCAAAGAAUACCGUAUGAAGAGUAUUUCUUGAGGCAGUUUUUUGGGUCGCAGUACGAGGAAUAUGCCAGACGAGUUCCUGCCGGGGUGCCUUUUAUAAAGUGAAGAUCCGAGGGAUUCUGUGGGAAGGGUUGAAUUCCUCUUGCCUCACUCAUCUUGCUUCUGCUAGAUUGUAGAAUAGUGUUGUCUUCUUUAGCUGAUAAAUGGGUUGCAGGUGAGACUGAGAAUGUAUCAGCCAAUGUUUUGUAAGGCUUGUCCACGAGACUUAAAUUCACAUGAAAACUUAACAUUUUUAAUCUAUAUGUUUACACACGCAGACAAUGCGUUGUUGGUGUUUGGUUUCCACC